AGCAAUGGAUGUCAGUCGCUGCGUUAAAACGCCUCGGGAAUGGCUCGGUGUGCUCUGCGCGCUGUUUUUACUCAGCGAGUCGGUUGUGUGUGACGGUGCAAACGGGAAGAGGGAGCAGGAGUGUUAUAAUUACGCCGGAGGACACGUUUAUCCCGGAGAGGCUUUCCGCGUGCCCGUAUCUGAUCAUUCCUUACACCUGAGCAAAGCCAAAAUCUCAAAACCAGCACCACACUGGGAAGGAACAGCAGUCAUCAAUGGAGAGUUUAAAGAGCUGAAACUGUCAGAUUACAAAGGAAAAUACCUGGUUUUCUUCUUCUACCCUCUGGACUUCACGUUUGUGUGUCCGACUGAGAUCAUCGCCUUCAGUGAUCGUGUGCACGAGUUUCAGGCCAUUAAUGCAGAGGUGGUCGCUUGCUCGGUGGACUCUCAGUUUACUCAUCUGGCCUGGAUCAACACACCAAGGAAACAAGGAGGUUUGGGACCAAUGAAGAUUCCUCUUCUUUCUGACCUCACUCAUCAGAUCUCCAAAGACUAUGGCGUCUUUCUUGAGGAUCAGGGACACACACUCAGAGGUCUCUUCAUCAUCGAUGAUAAAGGUGUCCUCAGACAGAUCACUAUGAAUGACCUGCCGGUGGGCCGAUCGGUGGACGAGACCCUCAGACUGGUGCAGGCCUUCCAGUACACGGAUAAACAUGGAGAAGUGUGUCCAGCUGGAUGGAAACCCGGCAGUGAUACGAUUAUCCCCGACCCUGCAGGCAAACUCAAGUACUUUGAUAAACUCAACUGAGCUUAAUGUUUCACUAAAGGGGCUUUGUUUUGUUUUGUUCUGGUUUCUGCCUUCAAAAGUACAGAAUGAAUAAAAGGGGAGUUUUGAUAAA
Molecule: messenger RNA, 878 nt
Organism: Danio rerio (zebrafish)
Lineage: Eukaryota; Metazoa; Chordata; Actinopteri; Cypriniformes; Danionidae
Gene: prdx4
Product: peroxiredoxin 4
Biological process (GO): cell redox homeostasis; cellular oxidant detoxification
Molecular function (GO): peroxiredoxin activity; antioxidant activity; thioredoxin-dependent peroxiredoxin activity
Source: RefSeq, marked provisional